Jatropha curcas is the source of this 1792-nucleotide messenger RNA. Its product is annotated as polyadenylate-binding protein RBP47. The record is from RefSeq and is a predicted model, not a curated record. Gene Ontology annotation, molecular function: mRNA binding. Gene Ontology annotation, cellular component: cytosol. NCBI's taxonomy places the organism in Eukaryota, Viridiplantae, Streptophyta, Magnoliopsida, Malpighiales, Euphorbiaceae.
UUUUCUUCCUUUCAAGCCUCUCCCCUUCCUCUCUCUCUCUCUCUCUCUGUUUCCCUUUCUCUCUGUUCGUAGGGAGUAAGAAAUUUGAAGCAGUAAAACAGAAAGGGGGUAAAGAGGAGAGGUUUAUUGACCAGAUCAAAUCAAGAUGCAGCAAACCAACGGUCCUGAUCUGAAUCCAGCAUCUACACAGCAGCAGCAGCAGCAAUGGAUCCCACAUGUUCAGCAGCACCAGCAGCAGCAACCAUGGAUGGCGGCUAUGCAGUAUCCAGCAGCGGCUAUGGUGAUGAUGCAGCAACAGAUGAUGAUGUAUCCACAACAACAGCACCAUUACAUGGCUUACUAUCAACAACACCAGCAAUAUCAAAAACAACAGCACUAUAAAAACUACCAACAGCAACAACAGAAACCACAGCUUCCUGCAGCGGAGGAUGUCAAGACUAUAUGGAUUGGUGACUUGCUUAAUUGGAUGGAUGAGCCUUAUCUACAUAAUUGUUUCUCUCAUACAGGCGAGGUUUCCACCGUCAAAGUUAUACGCAAUAAGCAAACUGGUCAGUCAGAAGGGUAUGGAUUCGUUGAGUUCCAUUCACAUGCGACAGCUGAGAAAGUCUUGCAGAACUAUAAUGGCUCUGUGAUGCCAAACACAGAGCAGCCUUUCCGCCUCAAUUGGGCAAGCUUUGCGGGUGAUAGGAGAGCAGAUUCUGGUUCUGAUCUAUCAAUAUUUGUUGGAGAUUUGGCUACAGACGUGACUGAUUCUAUGUUGCAGGAAACCUUUGCCAGUAAAUACUCUUCUGUCAAGGGAGCAAAAGUUGUCACUGAUCUAAAUACUGGCCGCUCAAAAGGUUAUGGCUUUGUUAGGUUUGGUGAUGAAAAUGAGAGGUCAAGGGCCAUGUCAGAGAUGAAUGGUGUUUAUUGCUCUAGUAGGCCAAUGCGCAUAGGUGUUGCAACUCCCAAGAAGUCAUCUGCAUAUCAACAACAGUACUCUUCACAAGCUUUGGUGUUAGCUGGUGGGCAUGCUCCAAAUGGUGCUAUUGCCCAAGGAUCCCAAUCUGAUGGAGACUCUAAUAAUACAACUAUAUUUGUCGGAGGAAUCGACUCUGAUAUCAGUGAUGAGGAUCUCAGGCAGCCUUUUUCCCAGUUUGGUGAAGUUGUGUCUGUGAAAAUUCCAGUUGGCAAAGGAUGCGGUUUCGUGCAAUUUGCAAAUAGAAAGAAUGCUGAAGAUGCACUGCAGAGCUUGAAUGGGACAACAAUUGGCAAGCAGACAGUUCGUCUUUCCUGGGGCCGCAGUCCAGCAAACAAGCAGUGGAGAGGGGAUCAUCAUAGUCAGUGGAAUGGUGCAUAUUUUGGCGGGCAAGCCUAUGGUGGAUACGGGUAUCCAAUGGCACCAAAUCAGGAUCAGAACAUGUACAUGGCUGCCGCAGCGUCAGGUGCUUCUUAACAAACACCAAUAGCUUAUACAUAUGAACUCAUGGGACUGCUGUCGUGAAAACUAUGAUCAAAAGUAGGAUUGCUUUAGCUGCUGUUGCUUUGGCUAUCUGUACUUAGAGAAUUUUGUAGCUUGAUUGAAUUAUGUCGUGAAGAUGUGCCAACAUCGUACCGAUAUUGUACUCUUAUUUUUUUUUUUUUUUUUCACCUUUCUGGUUGGGUUUGCUUGGGAAGUUUUAUUGGUGGGCGGGAAUCUUAUUUAUUUGUUACGACUGAUGAGAAAGACAAAGCUUUUCAAUUACUUGUUGGUUCUGCCCAUAAAUUAGGUAAAGCUAAUCUAAAGUUGGUCAUGGAUGAGUCCGUUUCUUAU